AAUUUUUUUUUACUCUAUUAUGACUCAUAAUUAUUUAUGUAUAUAUUUAUAACGAGAGAGAGAUGAGAGAGAGAGAGAGUGCUAGGGUUAGAGCAAGGUUUUCGACGGCCAAGGACAGUGGGGCUUGGAGGUGGCUUCUAGGGUUUGGUAAGGGGCUCUUAGAGCAGGCUACAACGUUCUUCUUCUAUGAUUUUCCAGAGGAUCGUUUAGCGAAGGAUUUGUGGUUCUGUUUUUGGUCAUAUGGGAAGGUGGUGGAUGUGUUCAUUCCCACAAGGCGUGAUCGAAGAGGUCGUCAGUUUGGGUUUGUUCGUAUGUCGAGUGCCUUUGAUGUUAAGGACAUGGAGAGGAGACUAAACCAGAUCUGGCUGGACUCCUAUUGUCUUAAAGUGAAGUUGGCAGAGAAUAUGAAAAAAGGGAAGGAUGAGACCAGGGUGGCUCAAAACAGAAGGGAAGAGAAACAAUGGGUUAGAAGGGAUAGGAAGGUGAGUCCAAGGAGGUCUUAUGCACAGGCUGUCGCUGCUAAUCUGGGUGUAAUUGUGGAUGGCCUGUCCUCAAACAAUGGGGUUAGACAAUUGAUGGCAAUGAGAGGGAUGGAGGAAAUCGUGGAUGCGGUUCCACUGGAGGGUUUAUCGUUGAAGGCUUCUGCAGUGGUGCCUAAAACAACUCCAGAAAAGAUUACUGUGCCAUUGAUAACAGAGGGGGUAGCUGGGGCAACGUCUCCUAUGCACGGUGAUUUGGUUUUAGAAUUCAAUCCUAGAGAUGAGGAAGUGGCAUGGUUGAACAGAAGUAUGGUGGCUGUGGUUCGAUCUCUAGAUAUGGUCGGAAGCAAAGCUUAUCCGAUUGAAGUGGCAGAAGAGGAGUGGAGGAUGGACCCCGAUUGGUGGCUGGCCGGCGAACGGCGGAAUCCAAUCUCUGAAUCAAAUUUCAAAUAUUCGAGUGAUGAUGGCAGUGAAUCUGACUUGAUUGCUACCGGAUUUCGCGGCGAAGAUGAAGCACUGAAAGCCGAUCUUCAAGUUGUAACAGGAAGUGAGUCUUUUGAAAAUUUUGAAAUUAAUGGGAUGGAGAUAUGUGGGCUGGAUGGGGCAGACUUAGUUGGGCCAGAGGGGGAAGACUUAUUUGGGCCGGAGGGGGUAGAUUUAGUUGGGCUGGCAGCAAUGAAGAAUGGUGAACAACGAGCUGCAGGUGGGUCUUGUAGUGGGCUUAUGGCAAGUGAUGACUUGCUUCAGCAACAAGAGGUAAAACAAAAAAAGAAGACCAGAGCUUUGGGGGCCAUAUAUGCGGAGGAUGAGGGAAUCGGGGCUAUAGUGGAUGGGAAGGAGAAAUUAAGGGCAGUGGAGGCGAGUUGGGUAACAGCAAGAACAAAAAGUAUGAGGGAUCGAAGAAGCAAGGCAAGCCGAGAGGAAUCAAGGUUGGAGGUGCAGACGGUUGGCUACGCUGGAAGAGGGAGAAGAGGCCAAUUUCAAGGUGACAUAACAUGGUGGAUCUGUAUUGCCAAAGUUGAAGGUCAUGGUUUCAUUGGGAUUUCGGCGGAGUGGGGUAAGCAACAGCUUCAAUGUACUUUUGUUAAUGUGUAUGCACCUUGUGAAAGGCAAAGCAGAGUUGUGUUGUGGGGGGAAUUGAGCAAAUUAGUAUUGGAAGAGGGUGGGAGAUGGCUUUUGGCAGGGGAUUUCAAUGCUAUUCGUAAUAGUGUAGAGAGAGAAAGGAAGGAUGGACCUGAUGGAACUUCAAUGAGUAGACUUGAUAGGUUCUUGCUAUCCAUUGAAAUGAGCUUAAUAGAGGGAGAUUGGAUUCAAGAGGUCAUUCGAAGGUUGUUUGGCAAUGUGAAGAUCCGAUCUGACAACUUGAGAAAGGAGAUUGAGAGGCUGGAUAAAAAAUGUGAAGUGGAAGGGUUGAAUGAGAUCGAGGUGAAGCUACGAAAGGAGUCUUUUCAAGAGCUGUGGGAUACAUUACAGAAGCGGGAAUCAGUGUGGAAACAAAAAUCACGAGUUAAUUGGGCUCAUCUUGGGGAUGCAAAUACAGCAUUCUUUCAUAGGAGUGUGCACGCUCGGAGGGCUCAAAAUGCAAUUUCAAGUAUCUACAGUGACGAAGGUUGGGUUGAGGAACCUGAGCUUGUUAAGGCGACGGCAGUGAAGUACUUCUCCAAGGUAUUGGUCAAGGUAUUGGCCAAUCGGUUGAAGAUGAUAAUGGAGGGUAUUAUCAGUGAGUCGCAGGCAGCUUUUAUUGGAGGUCGGCAAUUGGUUGACAGUGUGUUAGUUUUGAAUGAGGCCAUGCAUGAGGGCUUUCUUGAUUGGAUGAUGAAUAGAAUGGGGUUUGGGAUGAAGUGGAGGAAGUGGAUGUGGGAGUGUCUUUCAACUACUAGAAUUUCCAUUUUAAUAAAUGGAAGCCCGACAACUGAGUUUCCAGUUAGCAAUGGUCUUCGCCAAGGUGAUCCUUUGUCACCUUUUUUGUUUUUGUUAGUUGCUGAAGGUUUGAGUGGGCUUGUUAAAAAAGCGGAGGCUGAAGGACUCUUGAAGGGUGUGGAGAUUAGAAGGGGAGGUAUGAUGUUAUCGCUAUUACAGUUUGCGGAUGACACUGUGUUUAUGGGGAAGGCUGAUGUUGAUAAUUUACGAGUUGUGAAGGCUAUUCUGAAUUGGUUUCAAUUGAUCUCAGGGUUGAAGAUUAACUUUGGGAAGAGCUAUUUGUAUGGCUUUAAUGUGUCGGAAGGAUGGGAAAAAGAUUUUUGGCAUGAUAAAUGGGUGGGGGAUAAACCAUUGAAGAAUAUAUUUCCUCGGUUGUAUGCAUUAGCUAAUAGUAGGGAGGGACGGUUAAAGGAUAUGGGGUAUUGGAGUGCUGAAAAUUGGAUAUGGGAUUGUAGGUGGAGGCGAGGUUGUGUAGGGAGGGGAGUGGGGGAGGAAGAACAGUUUAGGGAGUUGAUUAAUAAGGUCAAGUUGCAUAGGGGAGAAGUUGAUUCUUGGAGAUGGAUCCAUAGUGGUGAUAGUGUAUAUUCGGCAAAGAAGGCUUAUGAUUUUUUAUCACCGAAAUGUUUUAUUUUGGAUGAGAAAUGGUCUAGGGUCAUCUGGGAGGGGAAUGUUUGUUGUGGGCUUUGCCAUGAGGGUGUUGAGCAACUCCAGCAUAUCUUUUGUGAUUGUAAAGAAGUUUGGCUGGUUUGGAUGAAGGUUUUGGGUUGGUGGGGUGUACAGAGUGUUCUGCCAAAAGAUAUCUUUGGAUUGGCGGAUGCUGUGGUGGCGGGAAUCAACGGGGGGAGUUGGACGGAUUUAGGACCUCUUAUUUUUUUGGUUACUGCUUGGAACAAGGCUGCGGUUUCUCCUAUACAGAUUGGAUUUUACGACUGUUGGAGUGCAAGAAGGCCAUUGUUCAACAUGGCAGGAAUCUAAAGAAUUAUAAGAAGAUGUAUCAAGUGCUGAACCAGGGGGAAUUAUGAGGAUAGAGCUCCGGUUCAGUGUGCUGCGUUUAUGCUAUUGAAAGACCCGUUGGAGAUGUGUAAUGUGAUGUUGUAAAGGAUUUCACUUGGCAUUGCUGCAAGGGAUUUCUAUUGGCCUAAUCUGUCAUCUUCUUAAUGGGUGUUCUUCAGGUCUUGUGAUAUAUGGUGUGUUAGUUAUAUGUUUGUAGGGAGUGUGUUGGUUUAAUUUCUCUUUUAUUUUUGUAAGUGGGUAGGAGUACCCCUUGUAGUCCAUUUAAUAAAUUUCUUUUUGCUGA
Molecule: messenger RNA, 3696 nt
Organism: Rubroshorea leprosula
Lineage: Eukaryota; Viridiplantae; Streptophyta; Magnoliopsida; Malvales; Dipterocarpaceae
Source: the annotation of a GenBank genome assembly